Messenger RNA from Morone saxatilis (striped sea-bass), 1896 nucleotides. Its product is annotated as ecto-ADP-ribosyltransferase 4-like. The transcript has 3 exons. Bases 97 to 1077 code for a protein of 326 amino acids. Lineage: Eukaryota; Metazoa; Chordata; Actinopteri; Moronidae. The record is from RefSeq and is a predicted model, not a curated record. Gene Ontology annotation, molecular function: NAD+-protein-arginine ADP-ribosyltransferase activity; NAD+ poly-ADP-ribosyltransferase activity.
ACUACAACAGAGGACAUGUUUCACUCCGGAAAAGGUUGUAUAAUGAUAAAAGACAAAAAAAACUUCACCAUAGUGCUGCUCAGGAUGUGAUACACUAUGCCUUCCUGGGAGAGACAAGCAUGCCAGAGAAAAACUUUAUCUGCAUGUGCGAUUACUUCUCUUGUUCUUUUGGUGGAACUGCUAAUAUUUGUUGUCAUAUAUCAGUCAGUAAGCUGGCAGGAUAUUGUUGGAGAGGAUCUGACCUAUGACCUGAAUGACGACAUGUAUGACAACUGCAGGUCCAAAGCUAUGGUUGUGACUGAUAAAGCCAUAAUGCAGACAAUGGAUACCAGCACAAACUUCAGUCAAGCCUGGAGCAACGCAGAGCAAAACGCUGAGGAGCCUGUACACAACUACAUGGAGAAACAUCAUUCAGUUGCCUUAUACAUGUACACAAAUGUUAUAAUGCAACCUGUCAAGCGGGCUCUUGAUACUGCAGAAAUAACUGGAAAACAACUAAAAGACACAUUAAAGUCCCGCUCCCUUUAUUUUUCCCUUAGUAAAGCCAUUCAGAUUCUAAAGCACAGUCAGGUGACAUGUCUAAGUACAAAUUACAGAAUAGAGGCACUUUUAAAUGUGAAUAUCUCUAACAAACUGAUUCGGUUCAGCACUUUCAUAAUAGGAAGUGACGGGUGGAACUUCACAAGGAACGCUUCAUGCUUUGAAGUAUACACAUGUUUUGGUGCUGACAUAACAUAUUACUCAGCCUUGAAACAAAACAACCAGGUGCUGAUUCCCCCCUAUGAGGUUUUUAAAGUCACUGACAUCGAGACCGAAGCACAGAGGUGUAAAGUCGUCUACAGACUUAAGAGCAACCUGAACUGCGUUUAUGAUAGAGAAAGCAAUACGUUGCAUCUAAUAUCUGCAUUGCCAGUGGAUGGAUUCUGGGUCAUUUUUACCAUCACUUGUAUGAUUAUUGUAUGUCUUUUGCUACCCUUUAUCAUUAUGAAAGUGUUAGAAAACCACAAGAAAACUGCGGUUUACUGUGCUUCAUCUUUGCCAAACAGCAUUUACUGUCCCACUAGAGCUGUCAUAUAAAGGACAAGGUUUCAUUUUAAAUAAAGAUGAGCUUUAUAAUUGGCAGCAAUCAAACUGUGGCCUGGAGUGGGCUGAUAUUUCUUAAACUUUAUGAAUAGGAAAAGAGGAAAAUAUGGUUAAAAUAUACCCAACUAACAUACUUGCUAUUAAUACAUUUAAUAAUACAUUCAUUUCAUUAUGUAAUAUUUACAAAUGGUGUUGGUCAUUGUCUUAUGAUGUCCACAUUUCAGUCAACAUUGCCAUGCUGUAGUUCCAAGUUCUCUGUUACUCAGUUCAUAAAACGUUUAAACCUGUUGCAACUCCUAGCAGGGUGUGGUCUGAGCAAUACAAGUAGAAAGGGCUUCCAAAAAGGAUCAGUGAAAUAAGCAUAUUGGGCCAUCAAAUUAGUAAUCAGUUUAAAGAACGGUCCAAAGGCACAUGGAAUGUAAUUUCACCGUCAUACAUCAUACUUGAUAUCACAAAAAAUUUGAAAAAGGUCAUUAGUAUUUUAUCAUUAAUACAAAAAUACAUUUGAGGCCCUGUCAUGUAUUGACAGUUACUAGUGGGAUUCAGUGAUGCUCUAAUGUCAAAAUAGCAAAAUAAGGUCUUUUCUAAUCGAGGGCUGGUGUGUAAUUCACACAUAUUCAUAGAUUGAAUAUCAUGAUUCAGAGCUGCUUUAAAUACACUUGGGUCGAAUGAGCAGCAUUUAAAGGAACAUUGUAACUGUCUGAUCAAAUGGACCGGUCUAAAAGCUGGCCCCUGACUUCUGAAAAAAAACUGAAACUGCACUGAAACUGACUCAACAAAACAAAUAAAUUGUCUGGAUUAUGGCCAUUUGGA